This is a messenger RNA of Acyrthosiphon pisum (pea aphid), 2077 nucleotides long. RefSeq lists its product as uncharacterized. Lineage: Eukaryota; Metazoa; Arthropoda; Insecta; Hemiptera; Aphididae. The transcript is spliced from 9 exons. The record is from RefSeq and is a predicted model, not a curated record. The coding region runs from base 451 to 2064 and encodes 537 amino acids.
AUAUUGCUGCAGUAUAAAAUAGUAUAAUAUAGGUAUACCUAUUAUCAAGGCUGGACAUUAAUGAGUUAAAAAUUAAAAUGAAUUUAAAACGUUAAGUUGAUAUUAACUAAUUUGAGUAACCCGUUACUUUUUUUUAAACUAACUUUUAACAUAUUUAACGUGGUAACUUAGUUAAUUGUAUACAGAUUUAUAAAAAUUAGUUUAAAUUUAAAAUUGUAUACAACCCAUUAAUUUAUUACUUUGUUGGCUUGGGAACUAUUAGAUAUCACAGAGGUUCUCUAUGCCUCAUCGGGUAUAUUAACUUAACUUAACGAGUUAAAAAAAUCGUUAAUUUACCCAGCCUUGCCAAUUAUAAUAUUCAUAUUGUAGCAAUGUAGUUGGAUAAUUUCAUACAAAACACUGAUGUCCAAAUUAUUAUAGGACUUACUGUAAUAGUAUACUUUUUGAAUUAUGGAUUCAUACACUCAAGAUAUAAUGAAACAAUGGGGUUUUUCAACUGAAAUAAUAACAAUAUUUAAAGAUCAAGAAAUAGAUCAAGUAGCACUAUUGAAUCUUACUGAGACUAUGAUAAUAGAGUUGUUGCCUAAAAUUGGUCAACGAUCUAGAUUUUUAAAACAUUUAGAAGAUUUAAAAAUACAAAAAAAUGUUUCUGUUGAUUCUAAAAAGAAACAUCAUAUAAUUGACUGGGAUAAUUUAGAAAUAGAGUUAGCUCCGAUGGAUAGCUUUGAAGAUGUUAAUUCUACAGAUAACAUAGUAUGUGAUACAAUACCUGACAAUUGUAAUACUGCAGUCCAAGAAUUCAAAGAUCAUUGUGUUCCAACUGCAGAAUGCUCCUAUACAACUACUAAAAACAAUGAUAAUUCUUUGGCACAACAGAUAAAAACUAUUUUAUCAAAAUACCAAGAUGGAGAGUUUGUAUUAGAUUAUUACAAACUUAAAUCACAUUUCAAUGAGGCCAUGCGAAAUAAACUAGUUUCUGUAAUAAUAAAAGAUCAAAUUCGCUCCCAAGUCAUUUUAAAUAGAUCAAGGCUUAUAAUUUUAGCAAAAGGCAUUGAAGAAUUAUUUCCUUCUGAGACUGAGGAAACUUACUUCAUACCGUACUGUAAAGAGGGUAAUAUAAUAAGUCCCAAUAGAGGUAAACUAUAUGGAAAAUUUUGUAAUAUUAAAAAGGAAAUCAGCAAGAUAAGUAAUGUAAAGAAAAGGCAUCUAUCAGAGUCUGAUCAAGAAAUAAAUUUGAAUCAUGAAGAUUAUAAAGACUCAUUAACCUGGCUCAAAAACAAUAUAGAACCAGACAUUACUCUUCAUAAACUCUGGAAAGCAACAGCAUCAUAUCGAUUAAAAGACACAAAUAAUAAUAUGAUGAAUACAUAUAUAGCCCUUACCAAACCUACUGGUCAUAUUUUAAUUGAUAUAGAUUUUAAUUAUAUGUAUGCUGGAAAACAAAUGAGUUUAUUUGACAAAUUUCCUAUUUUCAAGGAAAAAUUAAAAAUAUAUUUGGAAAUUAAACAAAUUAAUAUCAGCAAAAAUCUUAUUGCCAAACUAACUGAUCCGCAUAGACCUGGUGACGACGAUAUUGCCGUGUUUGAAAUUCUACCAUAUUUGUUUCCGCCUGUCAGUAUUAUUGUUCUAAAGCCACCGAAUAAUACCCGUUGUACUAUCAGGGCAUCAAAGAUAGAACAAGCAGCUGCAUUUAUUUCAAAUGUUACGAAUGCUAAUGAAUUGAAAAAAGUACAAUCCGAUAAAAUCAAUAAGGCAUUUUCAUUAGGCUUAACUGUACAGCCAUUUGUGGUUUUUGUUGGUGAAAGUGAUUUGGAUGAAAACAUUUCAAAUAAUCCACUAUCUUACUAUACAGUUAUCAACAACACAUAUUUCAAGGUGGAAACAAUUUUAAAAGCAUUUGAUGUAUGCUUCAAAAGCUUCCAUACACUCAGUUUGAAGUAUCCCUUUGAAGCAGAGCAGGUAUGGAGAUUUAUACAGGAAUAUUUUUAUAAAAUUCCAGAUAAUAGAGGAGAAAAAAAAUUUUUAAGUGUUAAAACUUUAAUUAAAGAUUUAGAUAACAUGUAAGACAAUAAUUUUA